AUGGACAUCAUGACUGCUGUUCAGCUUGUGCUGAGAAAGUCGCGUGCUUAUGGUGGUCUUGCAAGAGGUCUUCAUGAGAGUGCUAAAGUGAUUGAGAAGCAUACUGCACAGCUUUGUGUCCUAGCUGAGGAUUGUGACCAACCUGAUUAUGUUAAGUUGGUCAAGGCCCUUUGUGCCGAACACAAUGUUAGUUUGUUGACUGUUCCAAAUGCAAAGACCCUCGGAGAAUGGGCUGGUCUGUGCAAGAUUGAUUCAGAAGGAAAAGCUAGGAAGGUAACUGGUUGCUCCUGCGUGGUUGUCAAGGAUUUCGGCGAGGAACACGAAGCAUAUAAUGUUGUUUUGCAACAUGUGAAAUCUAACUGA
Messenger RNA from Vicia faba (fava bean), 363 nucleotides. Lineage: Eukaryota; Viridiplantae; Streptophyta; Magnoliopsida; Fabales; Fabaceae. The record is from the annotation of a GenBank genome assembly.